Messenger RNA from Castor canadensis (American beaver), 2065 nucleotides. NCBI's taxonomy places the organism in Eukaryota, Metazoa, Chordata, Mammalia, Rodentia, Castoridae. The record is from RefSeq and is a predicted model, not a curated record.
UCAGUGGCCUCCUUCGACCCUCCAAGGUCCCAGGCCAGCCUGGCACACUGGUUAGCCCUGGUUAGGUGCUUGUCUUCUAGGAUGAGCUAUUUCCUUUCUCUCUGCAGUGCUCACACCCCCAGAAGCUGCUCCAGAUUGCCCAGGAACUUCUGCACACCGAGGAGACCUAUGUGCAGCGGCUGCACCUGCUGGACCAGGUUUUCUGCACCAGGCUGAUGGAAGCAGGGAUACCUCUGGAAGUCACCACUGGCAUCUUCUCUAACAUCUCUUCCAUCUACCGCUUCCAUGGACAGUUCCUGCUGCCUGAACUACAGAUGCGCAUCACAGAAGAGUGGGACACAAACCCCCGGCUUGGGGACAUCCUGCAGAAGCUGGCCCCUUUCCUGAAGAUGUAUGGCGAGUAUGUCAAGAACUUUGACCGGGCAGUGGGACUGGUGAGCACGUGGACCCAACGCUCACUGCCAUUCAAGGAUGUUAUUCACAGUAUCCAGAAGGAGGCAGUUUGUGGGAACCUGACCCUGCAGCACCACAUGCUGGAGCCUGUGCAGAGGGUCCCCCGCUACGAGCUGCUGCUCAAGGACUAUCUGAAGAGGCUCCCCAGGGAUGCUCCAGACCGCAAGGACGCAGAGAGGUCCCUGGAGCUCAUCUCCACAGCCGCCAACCACUCCAAUGCAGCCAUUCGGAAAAUGGAGAAGAUGCACAAGCUCCUGGAGGUCUAUGAGCAACUGGGUGGGGAAGAGGAGAUCGUCAACCCAGCCAAUGAACUGAUCAAGGAGGGUCACAUCCAGAAACUGUCGGCCAAGAACGGCACAGCCCAGGACCGCCACCUCUUCUUGUUCAACAGCAUGGUCCUCUACUGUGUGCCCAAACUGAGGCUCAUGGGCCAGAAGUUCAGCGUCCGGGAGAAAAUGGACAUCUCUGAUCUUCAGGUGCAGGACAUUGUAAAGCCAAACGCAGCACCUACAUUCAUCAUAACGGGAAGAAAACGGUCCCUGGAGCUCCAGACUCGGACAGAAGAAGAGAAGAAAGCAUGGAUUCAGGUCAUUCAGGCCACCAUAGAGAAGCACAAGCAGAACAGCGAGACCUUCAGGGCCUUCAGCAGCACCUGCAGCCAGGACGAGGAGCCUGGCUUGUCUCCAGACUCGCCUGUGGUGAGCACAAGCUCUGUGGAGCCUGCAGUGGUGCCUGAUAGCAGUGGGAGUGCCACAGGGGUGAGCGACCCCCACCCAGUGUUCAACAAAGAAUCAGACCAGGGUGACCUGGAGGGUGGAAGCCAACGGGUCAGCCUGCCCCCUGCUGUUUACUCAGGAUCUGAAUAUGCAAAUGUGAGACUGUGUCUGAGGCCAGGCGCUGGUGACUUGGCUGUGCAGGUGAUCCCAACUAGAGGCUCUUGGUGUAGACCCCAUGGAAGCCUGUUGGUGGUCAUCAUGUAACCGUGUGCAUCUUUAGGGAUUCUCUGAGCUCUACGUGAACGUUGUGCUCUUGCUGUGUGUAAAUUAUGUCUUGGUAAAGCUUAUAGUAAAAAGGUGUCCAGCGGUGCAAAAACACAGGUUCAUCCUCACCCAAGAGACCUAGUCGUCAUGGAGCCCUGGCCUCCUCAACUCUCUGUGUGUUCUCAUCUGCCUUAAGAAAGAUGAACCCUCCCCGCCCUCUAAAAAUCGUGGCUUGGGGUAGGUGGCUGUGCCCCUGAAUCCAUCUGUCAGGGACUGAAUGUGGGACCUUAGAGGAGGCCCUUCUCCCUUCAUUUAAUUUACGGAGUUUAGUAGACUGAGGCACUGAUGUGCAAGCUGCACAGUGAGCAUCAGUACCUGAGCCAGCUGAGGGGCCCCACAGCUCCCUGCACUGAUGGUGACACCAUGGGGCCACACUAGGCCCACAGGCUGGACAGCACUGUGCUGGGUCCUGCCGUUCUCCUGGCUUAAAAGAAUGACAGGACACCUGCGUGGGUUGUCCUCCCUUGCCCCUCCCAGACAUGGGCUCUUCCUCUCCCUGGGGGGUCUCCAGACACCAUCUCAGGGCACAGUCCCACAUUCUUCCCCCACACUUGCCUCCCUUUCCUCAUACU